CAUAUCAUAAAUGAGGUGACUUCAAAAACCGUGACAAAAUGUCACGAUCAGAUUAAUGUAGAGUACAUUGGCCGUGCUAGCUCUGCUGAUGCUGAAAUAAUUAAAAAAACUGGACUCGAUCUUUGGAUAAACUCUGAAUCCUCACAAAUCGAAAAUGCUGAUAAUCAUCUUUCACGAGACUGCAUCAAGAUUUCUAAGUUUCCGGAAGAGAAAGGUAUAAUUCGUGAAACAGUACAUAAACGAUUUCCUUUCUUGAGAUAUAUUAAAUUGAAUGCAUGGUAUCGAGAUGUUUUUAAAUAUACAGAUCCAGAAGCUAAAUGUCUGAUAUGCAAUGAAGUACAUACACGUUUAGGUAUAUGGGAUGAUUGGAGCUGUCUAGGUAAAAAUGAUCACUAUUUUCUUAAUUGCCCUUUUCGCAUUGAUCAAAAGAAAGUUAUAAUUGUUGUACAAAGUUUGCUGAAAAUUCAAGUAAGUGUAUCAAACAAAACCCGUAACUCAUCAAUUCAUCCAAACAAAAUUCACCUUUAUCAAUAUGCCAUCGAAUAUGGAAUGGAUCCCGAGAAAUUUUCGGUUAUUACAGAGGCUGAGAAAAAAAGAUGGGAUAGAAAAUAUUUUCGUGAGGACUUGAAGAGGGAUAUACGGUUCUAUCGCGGUGGAAUAGAGAGGAAGGAAGAUUCUAGAAAAUAUUGCAAAUUUUUAACAGAUCGGGAAAGACUAGUUGGUGAAGAAUUAUUACGUCGUAGUAUAUUAGAAAGUGGUUUAAGUACU
Diversispora eburnea is the source of this 768-nucleotide messenger RNA. The record is from the annotation of a GenBank genome assembly. NCBI's taxonomy places the organism in Eukaryota, Fungi, Glomeromycota, Glomeromycetes, Diversisporales, Diversisporaceae.